Messenger RNA from Pundamilia nyererei, 743 nucleotides. Its product is annotated as elastase-1-like. Lineage: Eukaryota; Metazoa; Chordata; Actinopteri; Cichliformes; Cichlidae. Gene Ontology annotation, molecular function: serine-type endopeptidase activity. The record is from RefSeq and is a predicted model, not a curated record. The transcript has 6 exons. Bases 1 to 693 code for a protein of 230 amino acids. Gene Ontology annotation, biological process: proteolysis.
AUGACUGGGGAAACAGGCAGGUGUGUGUGGAUGCCGGUGUUUCUGAGAGCACCUUCAGGCCUGGUGGGUGUGGCCCUGCCAGGUGGUUGGCCACACCUGAAGACCAUCACACAGCUGAUCAAGCUUCGUUGGAGGAGCCGCUUUAAAGUGUGGUGGAGCUCUCUCCAACGCUGGAUCGUUGAACUUAAUGAUAUUUUAGAAGAUGAACAAAACGUGUUAUUCAUUGAAGUGACUGUGUGCUGGUCUCUCAGGUAUGACAUUGCCCUCCUGCGUCUGACAUCUGAUGCUACUCUCAAUAACUACGUCCAGCUCGCCGCUCUGCCUCCUGCUAACCAGGUUUUGCCUAACAACAACCCCUGCUAUAUCAGUGGAUGGGGUCGCACCCAGACUGGAGGUCAGAUCUCCGCCCAGCUGAAGCAGGCCUCUCUGCCUGUUGUUGACCACAAUACCUGCUCCAGCAGCGGAUGGUGGGGGAGCACAGUGAAGACCACCAUGGUUUGUGCUGGUGGCGGCAGCAAUUCUGGCUGUCAGGGUGACUCUGGUGGCCCCCUGAACUGCAGUGUUGGUGGCCAGUAUGUUGUCCAUGGUGUGACCAGCUUUGUGUCCUCCUCGGGCUGCAAUGCCUACCAGAAGCCUACUGUCUUCACCCGCGUCUCUGCUUACAUCAGCUGGAUGAACAGUAUCAUGGGUUGAGAAGAGUGAUCAUCUCCAUGGAAACACUCUGGAUUCACCUCAGUUUCUUA